AUGGCAAAGGUUUACGUGGAUAGGGCCAAGAAGAUUUUGCAACUGACGAAGAAGACUUCGGCUGUUCGUCGGAGUCGUGCUUCUCCACGGUUGUACAUGAAGGGCACCCUCGCCGGCUAUACAAGGGGACUGCACGGUCAGAACAAAAACACCGCACUGAUUCGUGUUGAGAACGUCAAUACGACGGCGGAUGCCAAGUGGUACGUCGGGAAGCGUGUCUGCUACGUGUAUCAUGGCUACAAGGUGAAGCGCUGCGUACGCUGGUCAAAGGCUCCGGCACGCCGUAGCAACACCCGUGCGCUGUGGGGCCGUGUUACCAGGCCGCACGGAGGGUCUGGUGUGGUGCGCGCCAAGUUCAACACUCCUCUUCCCGCGUCCGCAAUUGGAAGAAGGAUCCGGGUGUACUUGUAUCCAAGCCGCGUUUAA
Trypanosoma rangeli is the source of this 426-nucleotide messenger RNA. Its product is annotated as 60S ribosomal protein L35A. The transcript has a single exon. Gene Ontology annotation, biological process: ribosomal large subunit biogenesis; cytoplasmic translation. Bases 1 to 426 code for a protein of 141 amino acids. Gene Ontology annotation, molecular function: structural constituent of ribosome. The record is from RefSeq and is a predicted model, not a curated record. NCBI's taxonomy places the organism in Eukaryota, Euglenozoa, Kinetoplastea, Trypanosomatida, Trypanosomatidae. Gene Ontology annotation, cellular component: ribosome; cytosolic large ribosomal subunit.